Molecule: messenger RNA, 2693 nt
Organism: Xenopus laevis (African clawed frog)
Lineage: Eukaryota; Metazoa; Chordata; Amphibia; Anura; Pipidae
Gene: baiap2.L
Product: BAI1-associated protein 2 L homeolog
Exons: 16
Coding region: 93-1763 (556 amino acids)
Biological process (GO): actin filament bundle assembly; neuron differentiation; positive regulation of actin filament polymerization
Cellular component (GO): nucleoplasm; plasma membrane; cytosol
Molecular function (GO): cytoskeletal adaptor activity
Source: RefSeq, a predicted model, not a curated record
CAACACUGAUAUUCAGUCAAUUUGUUCCAGCCGGCUGUGGGAUUAUCGGCUUGUUUAGCCACCCUCGGUGUACAGCACUGACAGGAGUCAGGAUGUCCCGAUCGGAAGAAGUGAACCGGCUCACCGAAAAUGUCUACAAGACAAUUAUGGAACAAUUUAACCCCUGCCUUAGGAACUUCAUUGCCAUGGGGAAGAAUUAUGAGAAGGCUUUGGCAAGUGUAACAUUUGCAGCAAAAGGCUACUUUGAUGCCCUGGUAAAAAUGGGAGAAUUGGCCAGUGAAAGCCAAGGCUCAAAAGAACUUGGGGAUGUUGUCUUUCAGAUGGCAGAAGUUCAUAGACAGAUCCAAAAUCAGUUAGAAGAGAUGCUGAAAUCGUUGCACAACGAACUGCUCACGCAACUUGAACAGAAGGUGGAGCUGGAUUCCAGGUAUCUAAAUGCUGCACUGAAAAAAUACCAGGUUGAACAUAAAAACAAAGGAGAAGCCCUGGAGAAAUGCCAGACAGAGCUGAAGAAACUGAGAAAAAAGAGCCAGGGGAGCAAAAACCCCCAAAAGUAUUCAGACAAAGAAAUGCAGUGUAUUGAAGCAAUUAGCAACAAGCAGGGUGAGCUGGAAAGCCAUAUCUCCGAUGGGUACAAAACAGCACUGACCGAAGAGAGGAGGAGGUACUGCUUCCUUGUCGAGAAACAGUGUGCAGUGGCAAAGAACUCAGCCACCUACUACAGCAAGGGUAAAGACCUUCUCGCUCAGAAGAUUCCAUCUUGGCAGCAGGCCUGUGCCGACCCAAGCAAAGUCCCAGACAGAGCCUUGCAGUUUAUGCAGCAGAUGGCUACAAACACCAAUGGCACCAUUUUGUCUGGUCCCCUCUCUGGACCACUAACAUCUUCAAAGUCUAGUCUGUCCAUAUCAGAUCCUAUACCUGGUGCCAAGCCUCUGCCUGUUCCUCCUGAGCUAGCGCCUUUUGUAGGAAGGAUGUCUGCACAGGAAGGAGCUCCUAUCAUGAAUGGAAUCUCUGGUCCACACAGCAACAGUUAUAACCACUGGGGGGAAAUGAAGCCAGUCCUACCCAAAGCCUCACCCUCCCAACCACACAAGCAGAUCAGUGAUUCCUACUCCAAUACCCUUCCCGCCCGCAAGAGUGUUCCUCCUAAAAACAGCUACACAGUUGCUGAGAAUAAGACGUUGCCCCGUUCCAGCUCCAUGGCAGCUGGUCUUGAAAGGAAUGGAAGGAUGCGGGUUCAGGCAAUCUUCUCUCACACUGCUGGUGACAACACCACCUUGUUAACCUUCAAAAAUGGCGACUACAUCACCUUACUUGUUCCUGAGGCCAGAGAUGGGUGGCACUAUGGAGAAUGCGAGAAGACCAAAUUGAGAGGAUGGUUCCCAUUUUCCUACACUCGAGUGUUAGAUACUGGUACUGAUCGGACACAAACAAGCUUACAUCCUGGGAAGAGUAGCAGCACUGGGAACCUGCUGGACAAAGAUGACCUUUCCAUACCUCCUCCAGAUUACAACAUGGCUUCUAGGGGAUUCCAACCACAACCUGUGAGCACAUUCAAACCCAGACCUUACAGUGUGGCUGCACCGAUUUUCUCACAGGGUUACAUGAUGCCUUAUGGGUAUCCGCUACACAAGAGUGCCAGCGUUCUGUAUCCACAUUCAGCAGGACUGUACAAACCUCGCAAAAGGUCUUCAUCAGGUAUAGAAGAUUAUGGAGCAGCACGUUCCACAAACAGUCUGGAAGCUGAAGUGGCGAGGUUUUGAGAGGUGCCUCCAGUUAAAACCCUUUUACUGAAGUCCAACUGAAACCAACAGUGACAAAUGACAGAUCAGCUCCACUUGUGAAGUGACACAUCAGGCCUUUAUUUCUCCCCUUUGAUUUCACAGAAUCUAUGUAGCGGUGUAUCCUAGGAGAUGUCAUUAACCUGCACUGGUGGAUGAAAUUCGAUGGACACCAGGCAGUAAUGACUGAUAAAGGGAAUCUGCUUCAUAUAGCUCAAUCUUAAACAAGGUUUUAUGGGAAAAUAUACUUGACACUGCAGCAAUGUUCUUGGGCUUAAUCAAUCCCAACACCAUUAUCCCUCAAUUGGCAGUGUUGUUGUUGUCACAAUGGUUUAUCUCAAUAUGGACUGGGCUAUUUGCCGUAGAAAAUGUAGGGAUUGGGGAGGUACUUAAAAGGUGCCCACUCUUUCAGGCAGUUUAGCUACACCGCAUCUAUUUCACAUUUAUGCUUAUAUAAACUAAAAUCCAUGUUUUAAUAAAUGACUUGAUAUCCAAGUAAAUAGGGAAGGGCCUGCAGGCACAUAGAUGCAAUGCAAAAUAACUGUAUAUAGUGGCUCUUUUGUGUUUGCAGUAAGGUAUACAAUUAUUAUUGUUCUCUAUGUACACAAAUCCAGGGAAUGGGCUCUAUAAUGCAACUAAUCUAUGGUAAUACUGUUACAACACAAGCAAUAUUGUGACUCGCAGAAAAUAAGUUGGUGGUGUGCCUGUGAGUUUAUAUAUAUAUAUAUAUAUAUAUAUAUAUAUAUAUAUAUAUAUAUAUAUAUAUGUAGAAAGGCUGUGGCACAUACUUACUUAGGCAAAACCCAGGUGCUAGUCAGAUAGAAGCCAUAUAACCAUACAGAAAGCUGACGCACACUGGGAUUUAUCAAAAAUAAAAACUUAUUUUAUUUGGAUCGACGUUUCGGUCCACAC